Messenger RNA from Epinephelus lanceolatus (giant grouper), 4067 nucleotides. RefSeq names its product prolyl 4-hydroxylase subunit alpha-1-like. Gene Ontology annotation, molecular function: iron ion binding; protein binding; L-ascorbic acid binding. Gene Ontology annotation, cellular component: endoplasmic reticulum. Gene Ontology annotation, biological process: peptidyl-proline hydroxylation to 4-hydroxy-L-proline. Lineage: Eukaryota; Metazoa; Chordata; Actinopteri; Perciformes; Serranidae. The record is from RefSeq and is a predicted model, not a curated record.
UGUGUGUUUACUGGUGCUAGCUUGACUUUGGAGCAACACAAGUGGGAAUUUGGGGAAUUUGUUGACUUCGUUUCAAACCACCGUGGGAGUUGUUGUUGUCACGGUUAUUUUUACGGUAACACCUCCUCUGUCAUGUCUUCUUCGUGCCCGUUAUGGCGGGAUGACAUUAGACAGAAACUCUGUGUAGAACUCUGGUUUAUCUAGAAAUUUCCUCAGCUGCUUCCUCACUUUACUACAGACAACAGUCCCGCUGUCAGGCUGGAUGGCUUUCUGUUGGCUGUUGAUCCACAUCCUCCUCUUCAGCUGCUGCUCAGCUCACAAUGACUUCUUCACCUCCAUCGGUCAGAUGACUGACCUGCUGUUCACAGAGAAGGACCUGGUCACCUCGCUGAAAGACUACAUCCGAGCAGAGGAGAGCAAACUGGAGCAGAUUAAGAAAUGGGCGGACAAACUGGACGUCCUCUCUGUAGCAGCCACCCAGGACCCCGAGGGUUUCCUGGGACACCCGGUGAACGCCUUCAAACUGAUGAAGAGGCUGAACACAGAGUGGGGGGAGCUGGAGAGCCUGGUGCUCACUGACACGGCUGAUGUGUUCAUCUCUAACCUCACCAUCCAGAGGCAGUACUUCCCCAACGAUGACGACCAGAUCGGAGCCGCCAAAGCACUGAUGAGGCUGCUGGACACCUAUCAGCUGGACACCAACACCAUCUCCACCGGGCAGCUGCCAGGCACGUCCUUGGUGGCCUCACACCGGACCACUCUGACUGUGGAUGACUGCUACGACCUCGGGAAGGUGGCAUACUCGGAGGCGGACUACUACCACACGGAGCUGUGGAUGGUUCAGGCCCUGAAGCAGCUGGACGGGGGAGAGGCGUCUGACACCGUGGACGCCGUCACCAUCCUGGACUACCUAAGCUACUCUGUCUACCAGCAGGGGGACCUGGAGGGAGCGCUGACCUACACCCAGAGGCUGCUGGAGCUCGACCCGACGCACCAGCGAGCCAACGGGAACCUGAAGUACUUUGAGUAUCAGCUGGCCAAACAGAAGAAGGUGGAGGGGACUGAGAACGAGAGUGAGGUCAGGCAGAGGAGGGAGACCCAGAGUCGACCUGCCGAUUACCUGCCAGAGAGGAAGAAGUACGAGCAGCUGUGUCGUGGCGAGGGCAUCAGGAUGAACCCUCGCAGGCAGAGCCGCCUCUUCUGCCGUUACUAUGACAACAACCGCCACCCGAAAUACGUGAUUGGUCCGGUGAAGCAGGAGGAUGAGUGGGACCGCCCCCGCAUAGUCCGAUACCACGACAUCGUGUCGGACGCUGAGAUGGAGAAGGUGAAAGAGCUGGCUAAACCCCGGCUCAGACGUGCCACGGUUCACGACCCUCAGACAGGCAAACUGACCACGGCCCACUACAGAGUCUCCAAGAGCGCUUGGCUCGGAGCGUUUGAACAUCCGGUGGUGGACAGGAUCAACCAGAGGAUCGAGGACAUCACCGGCCUGGACGUCACCACAGCAGAGGAGCUGCAGGUGGCGAACUAUGGUGUUGGAGGACAGUACGAGCCGCACUUCGACUUUGGACGGAAAGAUGAACCAGAUGCUUUUGAAGAGCUCGGGACAGGAAACAGAAUCGCCACCUGGCUGCUCUACAUGAGUGAUGUACAGGCAGGGGGCGCCACAGUCUUCACGGAAGUCGGAGCUGCUGUGUGGCCCAAAAAGGGGACGGCAGUGUUCUGGUAUAAUCUGCACCCCAGUGGAGAAGGAGACUUUCUGACCAGACACGCUGCCUGUCCUGUUCUGGUCGGAAACAAGUGGGUGUCCAAUAAAUGGAUCCAUGAACGAGGGCAGGAGUUCAGGAGGCGCUGUGGCCUCCGGGAGACUGACUGACAACCAGCCUCCUCCUCCUCCUCCUCCUCCUCCUCCUCCUCCUCCUCCCAACCCUUCAAGCUGCUGAGGCUGUGGCGGCACAUGUGAUCUGAUUUAUUUUUAUCUGAAGAGUGAGUGUGUUCAGUGUGUGUGUGUGUGUGUUACAGUGUGUGUGCUCCAUCACCUUUUUUAAAACUCCAUAAUCACAAUCUAAUAUCAGGUUUACUGACAAAACACACGACUCGGACAGAUAUCAGUCUGAUGUCACUCAGUACACCCAGCCUCUCCCAAAAUGUUACCAUGGCGACUGCUGCAGUGUCGUCACAUAGCGCCACUCCACUGUUUGACUUCCAGCUGCUUUUUUUAACUCCCUACCAUAAAUAUUUUAUGUGUUUAUUCGCACUGUUAACGCCUUCUGUCUGAUGUGUUCAUGAAGGUAAUUUAAGUCAAAACCACUCCAUCACGGGGCGCCAACUAGCUCGCCCAGUGGAGCCAGCGCCCCGUGUAUAAAGGCUGUGUCCUAGCUGCAGCGGCUGCUGGUUUGAUUCCAACUCCAGACCUUUGCUGCACGUCACCCCCUCUCUCUUCUGUCCCCGUUUCACACUACACUUUCUAAGACUUGCUGCCUUGCUAAAGGCAAAAAAGCCAAAAAAGAAAUCUUAAAAGAAAAGAAAAGAAAAGAAAAACUCCAUCACUUGCCUUUUUUUACUGAAGCAAAAGCAUUAACACCACUGUGCACAGAUUCUCUGUGGUGUGGUCAUAAAGUAAAUUAGAAUACAAACUUCUUGUCACACCAUCAUGAUCUCCUCCUCCCUCUCUGACUAGUUACACCCCUCUUUUCCACCAAUACAAUCUGUGUAUCUGUGUAUAUGUGUGUGUGUGUGUGUGUGUGUGUGUGUGUGUGUGUGUGGCUAUUUCAGCCUUGAGGUCAUUCACUGACAAACAACAGAUGACAUUUAAAGGAGGCACGCUCUGUGACCGUGUAUCCCUCCUCCUGCUCCUCGUGUUGUCUUUUAUUUGAACAGUCAAACACGUGCAGCUCUGCUGAAGGUCACACUUGAAUUUCACCCUUUAAUCUUUAAUUGUAACAGUUGUCACAUGAGGGCAGAUGUUUUUAAAACUGCUGUGUGAAACACAUACAAACAGCAGCAUCACGGAGUAAAUUAUUAAAAGCGUUUCCCACAGAAUUAGAAUCUGUUAUGGCGCUGAUUGCCGACCAUCAGCUGUUGCUGCCGUUUGAAGCAGUGCCUCCCUGAGCCACUGUCUUCGUGCUCUCUCUGCGUGGUUAGCACGAGCUAACAUGGUAAACAUGUUCUCAUAACUACUCGUCAUAUUUUGCUCUGCAGCAGCGGUUAACAUCCAGCACCAAGCAGUUAAUCUCACACCAACACCAGAAUGGUUUGAUUUUGUUGUUUAACCUGUUAAUAACCAUUGGUUAACGCUAGCAUUGUGAUGCUAACAGUUAGCCAGGUCACUGUGCCUGUGUCACAGAGCUCCAGUCCUGCAGCACUAGUGUCAUGAGUCUCACAGAGAGACGGAGGGGCUGAGCGAAUCAUUAUGCUUACGUAUUUUUUUAAUAAUCUGAGUCUGUAGAGCAACAAAAGCAGUUACAUAAAUGUAGGCAAGUAAAAAGUACAAUAUUUACCAUUGAGAUGUAGCAGAGUAGACAUAUAACGUGAAAUACAUGAAAUAUGUACAUCAGCAUAGGCAUAAAGUACAGUGCUAGAAUAAAUAAAUGUACUCAGUUACAUCCCACCAUUAGAAAACAUAAAGUGGAAUAAAUGGGAAUCAUCAUCAAUGUAAAUUCAAAUCUCACCUGGUCAUGUAUAGUUAAAGAAUAAUGUGAAUAAAUUGAAAUAGGUCUUUAAUAUGAGGCUUCAGAUUUCCUCCUGAAGACAUCAGCAUACAUGUGCACAUGUGAGUGUUGUUUUACCACAGCAGGCUUUUAAAAACGUCUCCUUUAAAUGUCCAGCUGUCCUCCAUCACUGACCUCAGAACUCUUUCACUGCUGCAGAAAUCCUGUCCGCCUAAUACACAAACAAUACUAUUAUUUUAUGCAAAGAAAUGUGAGGUGCACUCCUGUUUAUGUGUGACAGAUGAUUUUGUUACAAGAACAAAUGUAAAGAAUGUAAUGGAGUUGCUUUGUGAGAUGUAAAAUAUGUUUCUAAUCAAUGAAUAAAUAUAAAGAACUGCUGCAACAGAUAAAAAA